GCGGCGCUCAGAAUGUCCGGCAGAGGCAAGGGCGGGAAGGGGCUCGGCAAGGGGGGCGCCAAGCGCCACCGCAAGGUGCUGCGCGACAACAUUCAGGGCAUCACCAAGCCGGCCAUCCGCCGCCUGGCGCGGCGCGGCGGCGUCAAGCGCAUCUCGGGGCUCAUCUACGAGGAGACGCGCGGCGUGCUCAAGGUCUUCCUGGAGAACGUCAUCCGCGACGCCGUCACCUACACCGAGCACGCCAAGAGGAAGACGGUUACGGCCAUGGACGUGGUCUACGCGCUCAAGCGCCAGGGACGCACCCUCUACGGCUUUGGCGGCUAAAGUGAUCUGACGUUAGACUGCGCUUUUAAAACACCCCAAAGGCUCUUUUCAGAGCCACCCACUUACGCUGGAAAAGAGCUGCGAUGCUGUGUUUUUGUUGGAAGGCCGCCUACCGAAGUUGCUGUUACUUGGUAAUUUCUUUGAAUCUUGUUACUGUUUCACAAGUGUUUAUGGUAAUUACCAUGUAAUGCUUUGCAUUGUACUACUAGUAGUGAAGUUAGGUUGCCCAGAGGGGUUUAGUUUACUCCUUAUCUUCCCCAGUAAAUACUGAGCACCCUGCUAAUAAAGUAUAUUAGCAAGACAUUAAUUUCCUUUCUGUUUUCAGGUCUCACAGAGUUUAGUGCAAUCUGAAAUAGUAAUGACACCGUAGUUGAUCUAAGAAUUCUUCCUUUAACCCACUGCAAAUCGCUGUUUGGGGAGGAUCAGCAUAUGGGAGUCUAAAAAGUGAUGCAUUAUAAUGGGGA
Lagopus leucura (white-tailed ptarmigan) is the source of this 788-nucleotide messenger RNA. Its product is annotated as histone H4. The transcript has a single exon. Gene Ontology annotation, molecular function: protein heterodimerization activity; structural constituent of chromatin; DNA binding. The record is from RefSeq and is a predicted model, not a curated record. Gene Ontology annotation, cellular component: nucleosome. Gene Ontology annotation, biological process: nucleosome assembly. NCBI's taxonomy places the organism in Eukaryota, Metazoa, Chordata, Aves, Galliformes, Phasianidae. Bases 13 to 324 code for a protein of 103 amino acids.